Messenger RNA from Anguilla anguilla (European eel), 4197 nucleotides. RefSeq names its product sorting nexin 25 (gene snx25). Gene Ontology annotation, molecular function: phosphatidylinositol binding. Gene Ontology annotation, cellular component: early endosome membrane; intracellular membrane-bounded organelle. Lineage: Eukaryota; Metazoa; Chordata; Actinopteri; Anguilliformes; Anguillidae. The coding region runs from base 650 to 3538 and encodes 962 amino acids. The record is from RefSeq and is a predicted model, not a curated record. The transcript has 19 exons.
CCCUGAUGUGAAUUGUGCGGUUUCUCUUCGCGGCGAUUGCACAACACUUUCGCUUGCGCACAGAUUUCUUCCCUUUCGGAAUGAUUGCGAUUGAGAAAUGGAGAAGAAGCACAUGAUCGGAGGAACAACAGAGGUCUUAACCGCGAGUGCGCUUGAUUCGUUAUGUUUUUAAUUGGAGAAAACGGUGGUGUGAACCGCAUACCGAAAGAUACAAUGAAUUGAAAAAGACAAUCUGGUAAGCUAACGGACUGGCUAGCGUCCUGUUAUUAUUAUCAGCUGUCUGCUGAUAAUAAGAAAGCUAGCUAGGUAAUUUCCGUUUGUUCAGUUGCCGAGAUUUAGGCGCUGCAGACCUAGACAUCGGAAUAAUGCGGUUUGUAAGUUAGCUAGCAUGCCACAUGCUUUGAUCAGCAAUUUCAGUAGUUAGCUUGCUGCAGCCAAGUAGCUAGAUAGCUCGCAGUAACUGUAACAAUGACAUUAUUUUUGCACGGUCGUCAAUUUCACCACACGUCGCUGUCGACGUGUUCUUAGAAAACUACCUAGCUAGUUUGCUAGCUAAUGGGACAUUGCAUUGUUCUGAGUGGAGAUCAGUGAAAGGCAAGAAGGGUAAAGUCUGUCUAGUCGGUAUUGAGGAAAUGUCAAUCCCAGCAGAAUGCAUCUUGAUGGCAGCAGGACUCAGAGCAUCACCGUCAAUGUCCCCAUGUCUAGCGCCGUUUCCAACCGGUCUUCAUCUUGGUUUUUACACGCCGUCACCAUCGGAAUAGCAGCCGCGGUACUCUUCCAGUUUGGGAAUGGGGAAUUCACAGUAACAUCCUUUUUUCUCAAGCUUUUUAUCUACGUGUCAUUCCCAUUGCUCUGUUUUUCAUUGGGAAGCGUUGGGCUCUUGGUGAAGAAAAGCCCCCCAAAAAGCAGCAGAUUUGACACUUUGAAGAUGAGGUCAACGCACUUGUCGGACUUAUUAAAUAAGCUGAUGGGCCGGUAUCCAGGCUCGCCGCCAGAGUCCCUGUCUGUCAGAAGAGUGCUGGUGUCUCACAACGUGGACAAAGCCCUCAAAGAAGUAUUUGACUACAGCUACAGGGACUAUGUCCGUCCCUGGUACAUGCCCCUGAGCCGGGACGAAGGCCAGCUGUACCAGAUGCUGUCUGAGGACUUCUGGGAGAUGGUCAGGCAGCUGAGGAGCCGCCUGGCUGCCGUGGACGUGGUUAAUGUAGUCUGCAACGACAUCGUCAAGACUCUGCACACGCACUUCUGCAACCUCAAAGCUGCCAACACCAGACAGGAGGACCCGCCCCGGCCCUUCCCCCUGCACCCGUGCCUGCGCAGCGCGGAGGCGGAGCUUCGCUUCCUGCGCAGCUGCGCCCGCCUGCUGGCGCUCUGCCUGCUGCCCCCCCGCGAUGCCCGCUCCCACAGCCUGCGUGCGGUGCUGGUGGAGAUCAUCGCCACCCAAGUGCUGAAGCCCCUGGUGGAGGUGCUCAGCGACCCCGACUACAUCAACCGCACGCUGCUGGCCCAGCUGGAGCACCGCGAGCAGGUGAGCGAGCACCACCGGAAGGCCUACACCUACGCGCCGUCCUACGAGGAGUUCAUCAAGCUCAUCAGCGGCAGCGCCGACGUGCACUUCCUCAAGCAGCUGAGGUACCAGAUAGUGGUGGAGAUCAUCCAGGCGACCACCAUCAGCAGUCUCCCUCAGCUGAAGAAGCAGAAAGAGGGCAAAGGGAAGGAGACGGCGGCCAUGAAGGCGGACCUGCUGCGCGCGCGCAACAUGAAGCGCUACAUCAACCAGCUGACCGUGGCCAAGAAGCAGUGCGAGAAGAGGAUCCGGCAGCUGGGGGGCCCCAAAUACGAGCAGCAGGAGGAGGGGGCCACAGAGGUGGAGGGGGAGGACCCUCAGAGCCAGAGGAUCAUUCAAUUUGAGGAGAUUAUGUCGAACUCCACCUUCCGAGGGCAUUUCCGUAUCUAUAUGGAGCGGGUGGACAAGAGGGCCCUGCUCAGCUUCUGGGAGCUGGUGGACAUGUUGAAGAGCGCUAACAAGAACGAAGUGCCCCAGCUGGUGGGGGAGAUCUACCAGAAGUUCUUUGUGGAGAGCCGGGAGAUCCCGGUGGAGAAGGCCCUGUACAAGGAGAUCCAGCAGACCCUGGUGGGGAACAAGGGCACGGACGUGUUCCUGAAGAUCCAGGCGGAGGUGUACGAGACCAUGAAGGAGCGCUACUACCCGUCCUUCUUGGUGAGCGACCUGUACGAGAGGCUCGUGAAGCGGGAGGAGCUGCGGCAGUCCAGCGGGGAGGACAAGGACGAGAUGGCCGUCGAGGGCAGGGAGGAGGUUCUGGACGAGGGAAGCACAGCCAUUAACGAGCAGGCCAGCUACGCCGCCAACAAGCUGCACCAGCUGUACGACAAACUGGAGUACAAGCGCAACGCCCUGGGCUCCAUACAGAACGCCCCCAAACCUGACAAAAAGAUCGUGUCCCAGCUGAAGGAGGAGAUCGCGGCGAUGGAGAGGGAGCACAGCGAUCUGCAGGAGCACAUCUCGCGCACGGACUGGUGGUGCGAGAACCUGGGCGUCUGGAGGGCCGCCAUCAGCGGCACGGAGGCCGCCGAGGAGAACGGGGAGCAGAUGGCGUGCUACGCGGUGACCGUGACCCUGCUGGGGGGCGACGAUUCGGACAGCAACCGCUGGACGGUCAGCAGGAAGCUGAGCGAGUUCCAGGCGCUGCACAGGAAGCUGACGGAGUGCUUCCCCUCCUUGAAAAAGGUCCAGCUGCCCUCCAUCAGCAAACUGCCGUUCAAGUCCGUGGACCAGAAAUUUCUGGAGAAGUCCAAAAACCAGCUCAACACCUUCCUACAGAAAAUGCUGAAGGACGAUCGAAUGUGCCAAAGCGAGGCUCUCUACGCCUUCCUCAGCCCCUCCCCCGAGCACCUCAAGGUCAUGGACAUCCAGAAGAAGUCCUCCUUCUCCCUGGCCUCCUUCCUGGAGAGGCUGCCCGGAGACUUCUUCUCUCACCAGGAGGAGGAGGGGGAGGACGACAGCGACCUGUCCGACUAUGGCGAGGAGGCGGACGGGAAGAGGGACGCCCUGGCCGAGCCCUGCUUCAUGCUCAUCGGGGAGAUCUUCGAGCUGAGGGGCAUGUUCAAGUGGGUGAGGAAGACGCUGAUUGCACUAGUCCAGGUCACGUUCGGACGGACCAUAAACAAGCAGAUUCGGGACACGGUGCACUGGAUCUUCAGCGAGCAGAUGCUGGUGUACUACAUCAACGUUUUCCGCGACGCCUUCUGGCCCGGCGGGAAGCUGGCGCCGGCCGCCGCCGCGCGGUCGGAGGCCGAGCGCCAGGAGACCAAGGAGCGGGCGCAACAGAAGCUGCUGGACAACGUCCCAGAUGCACUACAGAACCUCGUUGGACACCAGAAUGGUCGAUACGGCAUCAUCAAGGUGUUCAACGCUCUACAGGAAGUCAGUGCCAACAAGCAUCUCCUCUAUAUCCUCCUGGAGAUGUUCCUCAGAGAGCUGUGUCCUGAACUCGGUGCAGAGCUGGAGCAGACCUGAGCGGCCCGUUCCACGUCCGUUCUCCCGACAGACACUGCACAGUCUGGGCCCGUAUAACUCAAUCCAGCUCAUCGCAUUAGGAGUGCUGCUCCAGGAUCCAGGUUUUCCCCUCAACACCUCCCCGACUUCAUCCGGCCAAAAACGAUCCUAGAUCAGCACUCCUGCUCUGACUAUGUCUGAUGAAUGUGGUCCUGGGUGUGGUCUUACUGUAUAGAGAAAUCAGCGAGUUUCUUUAACCCCCCCCCCCCCCAUCCCCCCACGGAUACACCACUAUCUGAACGCACUUGAUGAUGUAACUCUCAGAAUCUGGGGCAAUGGGCUUACGACUUCAUUUGAAAGGUCCUCUGGUUCAUUUGCUGGAAAACAGAUUUAACUGCCAAUGUCUGUUGCGGAGUGCCAGUUUUUUGUUUUCGGGCCUGGGUGGGUCUUUAUUUAUUGUGAAUAGUUGUGGAAUUAUGAAUGUUGUAAGUGAAAGAUGUCCACAGACCUCUGAACAUUCCUUAAACUUUUUUUUUUUUUUUUGGUGUCCAUUAAAAGGCUUUAUUGUGCAAUACGUCAUGUAAAGUCAUUGUGACUAUUUUAUUGUUGAAUAGGAAUAGAUUUUUAUUUUUACCAAAGAUAGUUUAGAGAAUUUAUAAGCAAUAAAUUGCCAAAGCGUA